Molecule: messenger RNA, 1596 nt
Organism: Punica granatum (pomegranate)
Lineage: Eukaryota; Viridiplantae; Streptophyta; Magnoliopsida; Myrtales; Lythraceae
Source: RefSeq, a predicted model, not a curated record
GGAAAAGGAAGAAGCACCGGAUCCCAACCUCCUCCUCGUCCCUUCUUCUUCCUCCUCCGCCUCCUCCUCCCCUCUUCCCACUCUCUCUCUCUCUCUCUCUCUCUCGCUCUCUCUCUCUGAGAAGUUAGGGCAGAGAGAGGUUACGAGAUCUCUGCUUGCUCUGCAACCGAGCUCCCAUCCUUCCCCCAUUCGCGUUUCCAUUUCCUCUUCCUCGGUGAUGUAAGCGGCGGGGCCGUGAGGAGGCGAUCACCUGUUGAUCCAUCGGUAGAUUGAUAGAUAUCUCGUUGCACGUAUUCGUCCCCACGGCAUGGAGGAACCGUCGACCAUGGGCGUAGACGCGCCCAGCGCCUGGAACUUCCUCAUUGCCAUCUACUUCGCCUUCAGCUUCGUCGUCGCUCGAUACUUGCUGGACAGAUUCGUCUUCCGCAGGCUUGCGUGCUGGUUACUCAAUAAUGGAGUCACUCCCCUCAAGAUCAAUGAGGCUAUGCAGGCAAAGAUUGCAAAAUGCGCAGAGUCUAUGUGGAAGCUGACGUACUAUGGCACUGUUGAAAUAUGCAUCCUCACUAUUGGUUACAAUGAACCCUGGUUCACAGAUACCAAACAGUACUUUAAAGGAUGGCCCAAUCAAGAGCUGAAGCUUCCUCUAAAGCUUUUCUACAUGUGCCAAUGCGGGUUCUACGUCUACAGUAUUGCUGCCCUGCUUCUAUGGGAAACCCGACGUAAGGAUCAUGCUGUAAUGAUGUCGCAUCAUGUAGUCACUGUAAUCCUGAUAGGUUACUCCUACCUGACAAGGUUCUUCCGCAUUGGCUCUGUUAUCCUUGCCCUCCAUGAUGCAAGUGAUGUAUUUCUAGAAGCAGCCAAGGUUUUCAAGUAUUCUGAGAAAGAGCUUGGAGCGAGUGUCUGCUUUGGGUUUUUUGCCGUUUCGUGGCUCAUUCUACGGCUCAUAUUCUUUCCCUUUUGGGUUAUCAGAGCAUCAAGCAAUGACCUUCAGAAGGUAUUGCCAAUGCACAAAGCUAUUGGCAAUUUAAUGUACUAUAUUUUCAACACGAUGUUAUUGACGCUCCUUGUGUUCCACAUCUACUGGUGGUUUCUCAUCUGCUCAAUGAUCAGCAGGCAGCUUAAAAAUCAGGGCAAAGUGGGAGAAGAUAUAAGAUCUGACUCCGAGGAUGAUGACUAGAUGGAAGAUUUUUCUUCUUUUUUUUUUCUGGCCAAAUUCUUUGUGGCUCGGGAUGGUAGCCAUGGGAAUAUGGACAUCUCUGUGAGGAUCAUCUCUACUACUUGAUUGGCUAUCCCCUGUGGUGGAAGAGUUGAGAAGUUCCGUCUCAUCUCUGUUUUUGGUAUUCGGUGCAUCUAAGGCAGAUUUGCAGAGAGGUAGGUGGAUGAAAAUGGAUUUUUGUCGAUUAUUUCUCUUCUACAUUUUCAUGGUACAUAUGGAGGAUGUUAGGUCAAAUUCCUGUAUAAUAUUCUUUUCCUCUGAUAUAGAUUCUCUACGGGUGUUGUCCUUUCAUGGAUAAAGAGAAACUGGGUAAAGAAAAACAGAAACAACAUUGCCCCGCUUUUUCUUUUCUCGAGAAAUUCUAUCAUUCUUUUUGUUCA